Lethenteron reissneri (Far Eastern brook lamprey) is the source of this 2119-nucleotide messenger RNA. RefSeq names its product selenoprotein Pb-like. Gene Ontology annotation, biological process: selenium compound metabolic process. Gene Ontology annotation, cellular component: extracellular region. NCBI's taxonomy places the organism in Eukaryota, Metazoa, Chordata, Hyperoartia, Petromyzontiformes, Petromyzontidae. Gene Ontology annotation, molecular function: selenium binding. The record is from RefSeq and is a predicted model, not a curated record.
ACAAAGCACACAGACGAGACAGUGAUUAACAACGCCGAGACGAGUUACCCCGGAGCCCUCACUCGGAGCGGAGCCCACACGCGCGCGGAGCGACCGCGGGCACGACGACGACGACGCGCCCCGUCUCGCCGCCAGCGCCUCGUCGCCACCGCGGCGCGGAUCCUCCCCAGAGUGCCAAGGCAGUCGUCGUCUUCGUCGUCGCUGCCGUACAACGCAGCCACCCGCCAGGGCAACAGAUGGCCCCAACCGGGAGCUGGGCGGGCACCGUGGGGGGCCUUGCCGGCGGAGGACCCCCCCCCAUCCUCGGGUGGAUGCUGCUGCUGCUGCUGCUCGCCGCAGGUCCGGCCGCCAGCCAGCUCAUGGCGGCCGCGGCUGAGAGCGAGGAGGCCCUGGAGGCCAGGUGCAAGCGGCCUCCGGUGUGGUCGAUAGGCGGUGGCGGCGUGGUGCCAAUGACGGAGCGGCUGGGCAGCGUGGUGGUGCUGGCGCUGCUUAAGGCCAGCUGAUACUUCUGCUUGAAGCAGGCACACAGCCUGAAGGAGCUGCGGGCCCACCUGUGGAAGGAGGGCCUGCGGGGCAUCCACUACCUCAUCGUCAAUGACAAGAGCUCCGCCUCGCUGGCGCGCUACGAGCGUCUGAAGGCCCAGGUGCCGCCCGCCAUCCCCGUGCUGCAACACGCACCCAACGACACGGACGUGUGGAGCACGCUCGGCGGCACCAAGGACGACUUCUUCAUCUACGACCGAUGUGGACGGCUCGUGGCCAAGGUGGGGCUGCCCUUGAGCAUCCUGGCCUUCCCGUACGUGGAGGAGGCUGUGCGGCGCGCAUACUAUACACUGGAUGUGUGCGGGCCAUGCAACAAGACGAUGAAGUACAACACGACGGUGAAUGGCAGCGCGCCAUGGGAGGAGGAUCUGGAAGCAGCACAGAACGGCAAGGCGGCGGAAGUGCCCACCGCAGCCCCACUACCGCUGGGUGGCACGCGGGUGCUGCUGCUGCCCAACCUGCAGGGUCAACGCUCAAACUCCAAGCAGCAGCAGCAGCACGGCCAGCAUCACCACCACGUGCCGGAUGAAGAACCAGAUCCGGAUAAAUCAAUUCUGGAUUAGCACUUAGCGAUUCACUCACCGGCUCACUCACAAACUCACAAGCUUACUCUCAUACCCCACCCACUAAUUCGCUGACCGAUGCAUUAAAUUAGCCAUCUCUCUCACUCGUUAAACUUAGCAAACAUCAACCUACUAGUAGACUCACACAAGUUAAUGAACUCACUCACACCCACCGAUUCAUAGACUUACCCACUAAUUGACUGAGCCUUUCACUCAUCGACUCACUCCCUUGCCAACCAAUUCACAACUCUCACCGACUUACCCACUCAUUCGCUUCUGACAUUAGUUUUUAGUCUCCACCUGAUUCUGGGACUCUUUAAGACCUUGAAACCACAAGGCCCCAACGGUAAAAUGCAAGGCAGGGUUGAUUGAGACGAGAAGCGGGUGUAUGAACGCACCUAUUCUGCAGUGGAUCCGCGUUGAGUUUUAAUGCGCAGGUUCAAACACAUACAUAAACUCUUAAUGCCACAUCCAAGCCGCACCUUGCGCAAUCAUGGACAACAUAGAACUGUGACGAGCAGGGACACGCGCGCGUACAUGGCGUGUCCCCGAUGUUUUUGUGCUAACCCAGGGUGUAGGGACCAGCGGUGCGCCAUCGCAGGUGAUGGUCGGCAGCUGCGUUGAAGUGGCUUCGCAAAAAACGGUGUUCUGGUGUUCUCACGGGGUCGACCGAGGAACGCUCGGGUCGCCCAGUUCCUCCCAGCUUGUUGCUUCGAUGACGACUGCAGCCAAACCCAGUCUCCUGGGGGCUGCAGCCUGAAGCUUGCAAAGGCAACUUGUUUCGGGGGAAGGGCAGCCGACACCCACAUCUACCGGCGAGCCCUCUGCGCUUCGCGUGCCGUGUUCAUGAAGGGGCUUGUGGGUAAAAAUCCACCACUCGCCCAGAGGCAGCCACAGUUGCAUCCACGGGGAUCGCGCGGGGCGAGGCAGAGGAGAAAGCGGUGUCCGAGAGUGACGCUUGUUAAUCCCCGGGUGAGAUGAAAGCCCCCGUGCAAAUAAAGCUACCGCGAAUU